Trichechus manatus latirostris (Florida manatee) is the source of this 2496-nucleotide messenger RNA. Its product is annotated as putative P2Y purinoceptor 10. Gene Ontology annotation, molecular function: G protein-coupled receptor activity. Gene Ontology annotation, biological process: phospholipase C-activating G protein-coupled receptor signaling pathway; positive regulation of Rho protein signal transduction. The record is from RefSeq and is a predicted model, not a curated record. Gene Ontology annotation, cellular component: plasma membrane. The coding region runs from base 243 to 1286 and encodes 347 amino acids. Lineage: Eukaryota; Metazoa; Chordata; Mammalia; Sirenia; Trichechidae. The transcript has 2 exons.
GUUCUCUACAGGAUAUCUGGGUAGAAAGGGUAAGGUUCUUGGCUUCCUCUUCAUACACUGAAAACUUAAAAAUCUCUGAACUGAAAACAACAGUGUAAAUUUCUGCUGCUUCCAUUGAAAAUAUUGCCCUGACUCUGCUAAUAUCUUACCUUUUGGGGGAUGUAUUGUUAUGAAGAAUGGAGACUCCAGUGAGAAAUCAUCACUCUAAUGCUUUCCUUAAGGAAGGAACAUAAAUCCUCAGAAUGAGAAGUAACAGCAUGAACAGUACAAGAGCAAAGUGCAUGGAUCUUCAAAUGCCAUUUCAGUACUCGCUCUAUGCAACCACCUAUAUCCUCAUAUUCAUCCCUGGUCUUCUGGCCAACAGUGUGGCCUUGUGGGUUCUGUGCCGCUUCAUCAGCAAGAAAAAUAAAGCCAUCAUUUUCAUGAUCAAUCUCUCUGUGGCUGACCUUGCUCAUGUGCUGUCCUUACCCCUCCGGAUUUACUAUUACAUCAGCCACCACUGGCCUUUCCAGAGAGCCCUUUGCCUGCUGUGCUUCUACGUGAAGUAUCUCAACAUGUAUGCCAGCAUUUGCUUCCUGACGUGCAUCAGCCUUCAGAGGUGCUUCUUUCUCCUCAAGCCCUUCAAGGCCAGAGACUGGAAAUGUAGGUACGACGCGGGCAUCAGUGCUGCCAUUUGGAUCAUUGUGGGGACUGCCUGUUUACCACUACCCAUCCUGAGAAACGCAGACUUAGCCAACAACACUGAGUCCUGCUUUGCUGAUUUAGGGCUUCAACACAUUAGCAUGGCUUCCGCCAUUGGCAUGGUAACUGUAGCUGAAAUUGGAGGGUUUGUGUUACCUGUUGUAAUUAUCACCUCUUGCACAUGGAAAACGAGAAAAUCCUUAAGGGAAUUCCAAGUUCCCUCACAGAAUACCGAAGAGAGAAAAAAGGCUUUGCGGAUGGUCCUGACAUGUGCAGUAGUGUUCGUUGUGUGUUUCACCCCUUACCACCUCAAUUUCCCCUUCUUUAUGAUGGUGAAGCAACAUGUGUUUUCCAGCUGCUCGUUUAUUAAGAGCACUCUAUGUUUCCACAUCAUUUCCCUGUGUCUUGCAAAUCUGAAUUGUUGUCUUGAUCCAGUUGUAUAUUAUUUCAUGACUUCAGAAUUUCGUGAUCAAUUUUCAGAACAUGGUGGCUUGGUUCUUCAGUCAUGUGUGAGGUGUCAGGAGAGCAAUUGGGAAAUUAAUCAGAGGAAGGAGGAUCUUCAAAAUAUCUCUCUUGAAUUUUUGGAUGAUUCCAAGACAAUUUAAUCACAUAAUUAGCUAGAACAAUUCAUAUAAUCUAUCAGUUUAGCUAUAUCAUAUUGAAGAUUUUUAAAAAAUGAUGUUGAUGAAUACCUUAAAGAAAAACUGAUCCCUUCCCUUUAUCCUCAAAAUGAUUCUUAUGAAAGAAAUAUUCAUGCCUGUAUUUCCUCCCCAAAUGGAAAUAUAUUGUCCUAUGGAGUAUGUGAGCAAGUAUCUUUCUUUACAGAAGGUGAUCGGCACCUUUUCCUGAGAGCAGCAAAAGGUAAUUUGAUCACAGGUGGACUUAGUGUAUUGUCAAAACAUUUGAAAUUGUACAGGAAAACUAUAUGAUUCUAGCUUUAUCUAGAAAGUAUACACUAAUUGAGUAGACUGAAGAGUAGCUUCUUAUUGAUGUUAAUAUGAGUUAAGGAAAUUAUUAUAAUUUAGAAUAUCUAUGACACUUUCCCUUUCCAUGCUUGGGGAUACAGAUAAUUCACAUUAAUCCAAAAUAUCUCUAAAGUAUCAUGAGGUUCACACAACACACACACACAUACACACAGCUUAAAGACAAAAUGUUAUGUUCUAACACAUUUCACAACCUUAAGAAUUUCAGGGUUUGCAGUGAAGAUUCUUUGCUUGGAUUUCUCUGAGUGCAUGUGAAGUGAUACUGUUUUUAUAUAUUGGCACUGAUUCAGAAAAUAUUUUGUUAUAUUUGUUUAUUAAAAUCAGCUAUGUCAUAGUCUCCCUAGUUUGAUUGCUUUUUAUACAAUCUGAGUCACAAUUUCACUUGAUACAUUUAGAUUAAUGAAUAAAGAAUCACAUACAUACAUGCAGUUUUUCAGUUGCUAAACUCUGUAUGGACCUCAUUUAAUACAAGUAAAGUUAUGUAUAAGGAGAACACUGGUGAAUUGAACCCUAUGAUAAAUGCAGAAUGGAAUAUUGCUAUUUAAAAAAUCCCUUUGAUUAAAUCCUUUUGUAAUAUAAAUCACUUCCCUUGGAAAAUUUGAACCUAAAAUUUCAUAUAUUGGGGUUCCUUAAAAUAGAACAUAACAUUUUUUCCCCUAAAUUUUAUUUAUUUUGUUGUUGUUGUUGACAAUAUACACAGAAAAACAUACACCAGUUCAACAGUUUCUACAUGUACGGUUCAGUAACACUGUUUAAAUCUUCGAGUUGUGCGACCAUUGUCACCCUCCUUUUCUGAGUUGUUCUUCCCUCAUUAACAGAAACUCACUGCCCC